UUUGGAGAGAUGGUCACGUUGACGAUGCCAAAGCGAUUCAUAUCUGGUGCAUAGCCAUUCUAUUAGCAGACGUUAAAUCUGGUAGUCUGUUGCUCGUUCCAGACGCGCUGAAUGGACACUAAAAAGACCGUAAACACUUCCAACUAUUGAAUGAUGUCGGGGAUCACAGUGAAUUCGGAUUGUGUAGAAUGUUCACCCCCUUCGCAUGAGCCUUGCACCACGGAAUUACACCCAUACUCUAGCAUCGAUGACGAUGAUGAACUUCUGAAGUAUAUCUGGAGGGAAUAUUUGCAUCCUAAGCAAUAUGAAUGGGUUCUUAUUGUAGGAUACAUAAUUGUUUUUUUUGUUUCUCUCAUUGGAAACACACUAGUUUGUUUUGCAGUGUGGAAAAACCAUCACAUGCGCACGGUGACCAACUGUUUCAUUGUGAAUCUCUCCUUUGCUGAUGUCCUGGUCACCAUCACCUGUCUCCCGGCAAGUCUUGUGGUAGACAUUACAGAAACAUGGUUCUUUGGAAACACUCUUUGUAAAAUACUGCCUUACUUACAGACAAUCUCCGUAUCUGUGUCAGUCUUGACUCUGAGCUGCAUUGCUCUCGACCGCUGGUACGCAAUCUGCCACCCGCUGAUGUUCAAAAGCACGGCCAGGCGUGCCCGCAAGAGUAUCCUCCUCAUCUGGGGGGUUUCCUGUAUCAUCAUGAUCCCCCAGGCCAUCGUGAUGGAGUGCAGCAGCCUGCUCCCUGAGCUCACCAACAAAACCAGCCUUUUCACUGUGUGUGAAGAGCGCUGGGGAGCUGAUGUCUACCCCAAGGUGUAUCACACCUGUUUCUUCAUCGUCACAUACUUCGCUCCCCUCUGUCUGAUGGUUCUGGCAUACAUACAGAUAUGUCAUAAACUGUGGUGUCAACAGAUUCCUGGAACGUCAUCUGUGCUACAGAGGAAGCGGACGCCCCUCCAGGGUUCCACUUAUUCUCCAGGUCCUGGGGAGUCAGCCAGGGUCCGGACCAGCACAGUGUCCGCUGAGAUCAAACAGGUCCGGGCCCGCAGGAAGACAGCCUGCAUGCUGAUGGUGGUCCUCUUUGUCUUUGCCCUCUGCUACCUGCCCAUCAGCGUACUCAACAUCAUGAAAAGAGUGUUUGGGACGUUUAAGUACACAAACAGCAGAGAGACUGUAUACGCCUGGUUCACGUUCUCACAUUGGCUGAUAUAUGCCAACAGUGCUGCAAAUCCAAUCAUCUAUAACUUUUUAAGUGGGAAGUUUCGAGCGGAAUUCAAAGCAGCAUUUUCCUGUCGCUCUUUUGGCCGAUGUCAGAACCAAACAGAGGGCAUAAGGAGAAGAAUGAACACUGACAGCCGUAAAUCCUUGUCCACUCAAGUCAACAACAUGGACAAUGUUUCACGGAUAUCUGACCAUGUGGUUUAAUCCUAUACUGGGGCAUGCUGGGAGAUCUUAGAAUUGCACCAUGCCACCCAGGACACACUGGCAUUCACUGUCUCCAUGAUACAAAGGUCACGAAUAGAACACAUUGUAACGUCAAGCUUUUAAUAACAGACCACAUACUCUGAAUGGACUGAAAGCACUCAAUAUCCACCAACCUGUGUGAAAGCAAAUCCCUCCCCUGCUGGAACCUCUACCCAGGGGAAGAGAAGUGAUUUGAAUGAGUCGUGUCUGUUACAGAUGGAUAACCGUUCUAUUGGCUCCAGUCUUUGGUUCUCAUCCCACCAGAGGCAGGAAUUAGCACCCCAUGGUGUUGUACACCUCACCAGAAAGGACAGACUGAAGGAUGAAUCACAAUGCAAAGAUUAAACCCUAUCAACGUUUAUUAUCAAAGCUUCUUAAAUCUGAAGAUGGAUUACAAAAUAACAAUUUGUUUGUUAAUUAGCCACAAUAGUGUACUACGUGUGGAUUUGUGGUGAUGUUUACUUAUGUCUUAUGAUGACUACUUAUCAUCAUAAUAAUAAUAAUAAUUAUUAUUGCUAUUAUUAAUAUUUGUAUUAUUGUUGUUGUUGAUGCUGUUGUUUAUUGUUUUUUAUUGUUAUUGUUAUUACCUUCAUAUUCUAUGUGUAAUAUCAGGUAAUAUGUUUACAGAUAUGGUAUUGUACAUUAACAAUCCAGCCAAAGUUCGAAAAUCUCCACGGAUGAAUACAUCUACAGAGGUUUUCAUGACAAGGCGGAAGGUUAAAUUCUCACAACCUUACAUCAUAAAGACGGCUUUGUUUCUAAUUCAUUGCUGGAUCAACCAACAAGCAAUCAGAAUGAAAUAACCCUACAAGACAUUGAAUUCUGAUUUUAAAAAAUGAACAACGUCUUAUUUGAUGUGAACCCUUGAAAAGCAGUUUCUACAAUCGCUUUUGUUUGUUUUGAUUUCUUCUCGGGUGUUUGUUGUGAUGAUUUCUUAUUGGUGUUUCUUGUUAUUUCAUGUACUUUUUGAAAAGUAUGUUAAGCAGUUUCCCCUAAAAAUGUAUCUGUUCUAAAAAUGUAUCUGUUCAUGUAAGUGAUUGUUGUUUUUGAUCUGUUUGAAGGUAAACAUUUUAAACAUU
Oncorhynchus mykiss (rainbow trout) is the source of this 2540-nucleotide messenger RNA. It is a transcript of the gene hcrtr2, whose product is annotated as hypocretin receptor 2. Gene Ontology annotation, cellular component: plasma membrane. NCBI's taxonomy places the organism in Eukaryota, Metazoa, Chordata, Actinopteri, Salmoniformes, Salmonidae. The record is from RefSeq and is a predicted model, not a curated record. Gene Ontology annotation, biological process: G protein-coupled receptor signaling pathway; circadian sleep/wake cycle process; feeding behavior. Gene Ontology annotation, molecular function: orexin receptor activity.